Molecule: messenger RNA, 750 nt
Organism: Brassicogethes aeneus
Lineage: Eukaryota; Metazoa; Arthropoda; Insecta; Coleoptera; Nitidulidae
Source: the annotation of a GenBank genome assembly
AUGUUUUCCUACAGUGAAAUAAUAGUGUUUUUUACGUGUUUAUUGGUUGUUAAUGGGCAAAUUACGACCGAAAAAGUUGACAUUACGACGACUUUUGACGUUGAAGCUCAGGAAUUAGAGUUCGAUAAAAAUCAAGACGAAAGACAACCUGUUGUUCACUUAAACAGUUUGGCAGGUCAAAAUAUACCGAUUGCGUCUAGUAUGCCUGGAAAUGCAAACAAAAACGUGCCGAAUUUUUUACAGAAAUUCACCACCCCUAUUAAAGACGGGCUGAACAGUAAACUUGAUUUGAUAAACAAUAAGUUUAAUCAGCUGAAUAAUUAUUUUAAUCAUCCGAACAGCAAGCCUUUUGUAGCGUUGCAAUCUUUGUCGCCUCAAAAAAUAUGGGAGAAGAUUAAUAAUAAGGCUGGGGUACUUAGUACAGGAGCAAAUAGUGCUAUUUUUGGAUUGACUCACAAUGGCAAUCCAGACUAUCCUUUUGCCUAUAGAGACUCCAGAUCAUAUCAGGACAAAUCCUGGAAAGACGCGUUAAAAAACUACGAAAAUAAAGGCCCUAAACCUUUUGUAUAUCAGGAUUUCUCCAAAAUAACUCAGAUUAAAAACAAUACAUACAACUUUCAACAUCUGGAAGCGAAUUUCACAAGUCCAGGUUACAUAUUCGACAAAAAUAAUGGUACCAUGGUAAAACCCAUGAAUAGUACAUUGAAUUUGGUAAACGAUGACUCUAUAGUUAUUGAAAACUUGAACUAA